AUGUCUGCCCUAUUCAAUUUUAAAUCAUUGUUACAAGUUAUACUAUUGUUCAUAUGUUCGUGCACAUAUAUUCAUGCACAAAGACCAUCGCUCCUUGAUCGUUAUAAGGACAGCGGUAUACUAGGAGUAUUUUGGAAGUUUGCGAGAAUUGGGGAAAGAGCUAGUCCUUAUGUGUCUUUAGCUUGCAUUGCCAUGGCAGUUUCGCAAUUCAACAGUUGA
Kluyveromyces lactis is the source of this 219-nucleotide messenger RNA. It is a transcript of the gene KSH1, whose product is annotated as Ksh1p. Gene Ontology annotation, biological process: protein secretion; intracellular transport. Bases 1 to 219 code for a protein of 72 amino acids. The transcript has a single exon. Lineage: Eukaryota; Fungi; Ascomycota; Saccharomycetes; Saccharomycetales; Saccharomycetaceae. The record is from RefSeq and is a predicted model, not a curated record.